Exophiala viscosa is the source of this 2373-nucleotide messenger RNA. RefSeq lists its product as uncharacterized. Gene Ontology annotation, biological process: 'de novo' IMP biosynthetic process. Bases 315 to 2135 code for a protein of 606 amino acids. The record is from RefSeq and is a predicted model, not a curated record. Gene Ontology annotation, molecular function: metal ion binding; ATP binding; phosphoribosylaminoimidazole carboxylase activity. The transcript has a single exon. NCBI's taxonomy places the organism in Eukaryota, Fungi, Ascomycota, Eurotiomycetes, Chaetothyriales, Herpotrichiellaceae.
UUCCGCGUGUAGUCUAAAUGCGAUGAGCCAAAAAAUUCUCAUGAUCAGUAGAAGGUACAGUCUGGACCAGACAAAGCAAUCCAGCGACCUGCUGUGAUACCUUGUAAAAGUACACCCUUCCGGAUCAUACAUUGCGGCAUUUCCUCGUGCCAAGUGAAGUGUGACAGGCUCAAGCUCGAUAUCUGAAGAGUUUAAGGCUUUUUUAUUCCAAGCAAACGGUCUGUGACACAGUGAGACCGCAACCCUGAAAGCAUUACCUUCAGCGGACUCUCACCUCUCUUUUCAUCCUUUCCCGAGUUAUAUCGCUCAACAGCAUGAGCAGCUAUACUGUGGGCAUCCUUGGCGGUGGCCAACUGGGGCGCAUGACGGUGGAGGCUGCUCACAGACUCAACAUAAAAGUCGCUAUCCUGGAUAGCGAAAGUGCCCCAGCAAAACAGAUCAACCUCGUUGCUGCGGACAAACAUGUCACUGGCUCCUUUGCUAAAGCCUCAGAUGUCAAAGUGUUAGCCUCAAGGUGCGAUGUUCUGACAUACGAGAUUGAGCAUGUUGACACCAAGGUCUUGGAGGAGCUUGAAGAGGAGCAACCUUUUGUCGAGGGCACAGAGUGGUACAGAAUUCAACCGAGCUGGAAAACAGUCCGGACUAUCCAGGACAAAUUUGUGCAGAAAUCACAUCUUGCCAAAUUUGACAUUCCCACCGCAAAGUCGAUAGCAGUCGGGACGUCGCAUCCUCAAGGCCUCAAGGACAUCGCCGACCAAAUUGGCUUUCCUCUCAUGCUCAAAUCGAGAACAGAAGCAUAUGAUGGACGAGGCAACUAUCCGGUCAAGACAGUGUCAGACAUUGAACCUGCACUGAAAGCUUUGGCAGACCGACCCCUUUACGCGGAAAAAUGGGCUCACUUUAAAAUGGAGCUCGCAGUCAUGGUCGUCAAGACCGCGCAAGAAGCAUCCAUCGAUUCAUGGGAGUCAAGCACUUUGGCUUACCCCACAGUUGAGACCAUCCAUGAGGACAGCAUCUGCAAACUUGUCUACGCGCCACCGAGAGAUGUCUCCAAGAAAGUGACAGAAGCCGCACAACAGCUCGCGCGACGGGCAGUGUCCACCUUCCUAGGCACCGGCGUGUUCGGCGUCGAACUCUUCCUCCUCGCCGAUGACAGCCUAGUCGUCAACGAAAUUGCCCCCCGACCACAUAACUCUGGCCACUACACCAUCGAAGCAUGUGGUAUGUCUCAAUACGAGGCCCACAUCAAAGCGAUUCUGCCAGACCAGGCAUCCAGGAUACCCGAAGGCGCCACGGACCUGAGCGUCGGCGCGGCCAUCAUGCUAAACAUCCUGGGUGGACCGCAACCGGACUCGCACCUCCUUGUCGAAGACGCUGCGCGGGACGUUCCCGGCGCCCAUGUCCAUAUGUACGGCAAAGGCGAUGGCCGCCCAGGGCGCAAGAUGGGCCACAUUACGGUCACGGGCUUCAGCAUGUCAGAAUGCGAGAACAAGAUACACUCACUUGUCCAGAUGGUAGAUGCAGUCCGGGCACAUCGAACAGAUACCUCGUCGGCGUCCAAGGAGGCAAUACUCAAUACAGCGAAAGAGCUGGCGAAGACCAGGCCCCCGCCGCCUCCGCGGCCGGUGAUCGCGGUCGUGAUGGGUUCGGAUACCGAUUUGGCCACGCUAAAAGCGGGCCUUGCGAUGCUCGAUACCUUCGAAAUACCGUAUGAAGUGCACAUUACGUCCGCUCACCGUACGCCGCAAUACAUGCUGGAUUUCGGCAAGGCGGCUGCCUCAAGAGGGUUGAAAGCGAUCAUCGCGGCGGCAGGCGGUGCGGCGCAUUUGCCUGGCAUGAUGGCUUCGGAGACACCAGUGCCGGUGAUUGGUGUGCCGGUCAAGGCAAGCAGUCUUGAUGGCUUGGAUAGCUUGAUGAGCAUCGUGCAGAUGCCCCGUGGUGUGCCCGUGGCUACAGUGGGAAUUGGCAAUAGUACCAAUGCGGCUAUCCUGGCGGCGCGGAUCGUCGGGACGGGUGAUGCUAAGGUGCAGCAGAAGGUCCAAGAUCAUCUGCAGAAGAUGGAGGAUGACAAUAUGGAGAAGGAGCAUCGUUUGCAAAGAGAGGGAUGGAAGGUCUAUAAGAAGUUGGAUGCCUGAAGAGAAGAUGUCUGAUUGCAUUGAGGCGUUGAAGUAUUGGGUGGACCAUCAACACCUACACUGUGGAGUCAUGUGUCCUGAUUCUCUGCGCUUGCUGCUUGUAUGAGACUUGUAGCCCAAGCAGAACCUCAAGUAGAGCUGGUCGCGAGACGAAGCUCUACCACAUUCCGUCUUCCUUUCGUGACUCCUCCAUUGUUCUCAUCUCCAAAUCAUGGACGCUCAGCGUGUCCGCCGGAUU